Panthera uncia (snow leopard) is the source of this 4254-nucleotide messenger RNA. It is a transcript of the gene STXBP1, whose product is annotated as syntaxin binding protein 1. Bases 229 to 2013 code for a protein of 594 amino acids. Gene Ontology annotation, biological process: intracellular protein transport; neurotransmitter secretion; vesicle-mediated transport. The record is from RefSeq and is a predicted model, not a curated record. Gene Ontology annotation, molecular function: syntaxin binding. NCBI's taxonomy places the organism in Eukaryota, Metazoa, Chordata, Mammalia, Carnivora, Felidae. The transcript has 19 exons. Gene Ontology annotation, cellular component: plasma membrane; secretory granule.
CGCCCCCGGCCGGCCCCGCCCGCGCGCGCGCGCGCGCGCGCGUGCCGGCAGGUCGGCAGCCUCACUCUGGUUCGCGUCGCGCCUCCGCGCCGAGUCCGCGCUUCAGUCGAGCCCGAGCGAGGCUGCGGAGCGGAGGGCUGCGGCCAGCAGAGCGCGCUGACCUGGGGAGGCGCCGUGUCCGCGGGCGUCGCUUGAGGAGACUCGGUGCCCGAAGAGUCGCGCAGCACGAUGGCCCCCAUUGGCCUCAAAGCCGUGGUCGGAGAGAAGAUCAUGCAUGAUGUGAUAAAGAAGGUAAAGAAGAAGGGGGAGUGGAAGGUGCUGGUGGUCGAUCAGCUGAGCAUGAGGAUGUUGUCCUCCUGCUGUAAGAUGACAGACAUCAUGACCGAGGGGAUAACAAUUGUGGAAGACAUCAACAAGCGCAGAGAGCCGCUGCCCAGCCUGGAGGCUGUGUAUCUCAUCACUCCGUCUGAGAAGUCUGUCCACUCUCUCAUCAGUGACUUUAAGGACCCACCGACCGCUAAGUACCGGGCUGCUCACGUCUUCUUCACUGACUCUUGUCCAGAUGCCCUGUUUAAUGAGCUGGUGAAAUCACGAGCAGCCAAAGUCAUCAAGACUCUGACGGAAAUCAACAUUGCAUUUCUCCCCUAUGAGUCCCAGGUGUAUUCCUUGGACUCUGCUGACUCUUUCCAGAGCUUCUAUAGUCCCCACAAGGCUCAGAUGAAGAACCCAAUACUGGAGCGCCUGGCAGAGCAGAUUGCGACACUGUGUGCCACCCUGAAGGAGUACCCGGCUGUGCGGUAUCGGGGGGAAUACAAGGACAAUGCUUUGCUGGCUCAGCUAAUCCAGGACAAGCUCGACGCCUACAAAGCUGAUGACCCAACAAUGGGCGAGGGCCCAGACAAGGCGCGCUCCCAGCUCCUGAUCCUGGACCGCGGCUUUGACCCCAGCUCCCCCGUGCUUCACGAAUUGACCUUUCAGGCUAUGAGUUACGACCUGCUGCCCAUUGAAAAUGACGUAUACAAGUACGAGACUAGCGGCAUUGGAGAGGCCCGGGUGAAGGAAGUGCUCCUGGACGAGGAUGAUGACCUCUGGAUAGCGCUGCGCCACAAGCACAUCGCGGAGGUGUCCCAGGAAGUCACUCGUUCUCUGAAAGACUUUUCUUCCAGCAAGAGAAUGAAUACCGGAGAGAAGACCACCAUGCGGGACCUGUCCCAGAUGCUAAAGAAAAUGCCCCAGUACCAGAAAGAGCUCAGCAAGUAUUCAACCCACCUGCACCUGGCCGAGGACUGCAUGAAGCAUUACCAAGGCACCGUGGAUAAACUCUGCCGAGUGGAGCAGGACCUGGCCAUGGGCACGGAUGCCGAAGGGGAGAAGAUCAAGGACCCUAUGAGAGCCAUCGUCCCCAUUCUGCUGGAUGCAAAUGUCAGCACUUAUGACAAAAUCCGCAUCAUCCUUCUCUACAUCUUUUUGAAGAACGGCAUCACUGAGGAGAACCUGAAUAAACUGAUCCAGCAUGCCCAGAUCCCCCCAGAGGACAGCGAGAUCAUCACCAACAUGGCACACCUGGGGGUGCCCAUCGUCACUGAUUCCACCCUGCGCCGCAGGAGCAAGCCAGAGCGGAAGGAGCGCAUCAGUGAGCAGACCUACCAGCUCUCACGGUGGACUCCGAUCAUUAAAGACAUCAUGGAGGACACUAUUGAAGACAAACUCGAUACCAAGCACUACCCGUAUAUCUCCACCCGCUCCUCUGCCUCCUUUAGCACCACCGCGGUCAGCGCCCGCUAUGGGCACUGGCAUAAGAAUAAGGCCCCAGGGGAGUACCGCAGUGGUCCCCGCCUCAUUAUUUUCAUCCUUGGGGGCGUGAGCCUGAACGAGAUGCGUUGUGCUUAUGAGGUGACCCAAGCCAAUGGAAAGUGGGAAGUGCUAAUAGGAUCCACGCACAUUCUCACCCCACAGAAACUGCUGGACACGCUGAAGAAACUGAAUAAAACAGAUGAAGAAAUAAGCAGUUAAACAAAUAAGCCACCCCUCCAAAAAACGAACCCUAUUCCCACAGUGCUCCGCAGCCCCUGCUGCUGCCCGCCUCGGUUACUUUGCUGACCCUGUCCCUCCACUGCCUCCCCCAGCUCUGCACGCCCUGGACGGCACUGUCGCCGCUGCGUUCUCGUGUUUAACGAUGCCCUCUUCCUGUGUGAAACAAAAGAAAAUAAUGCAUUGUGUUUUUUAAAAAGAGUAUCCUCUAUAUGUGUCCUAAGGGGAGAAGUUCCUGUGUAAGGGACAUACUGCUGGAGAAGUUGUGGAACUGUCUAGAAUGAGUGGACACCUUCUCCCCAUUACUAUGAUCCCCUGACCUUGUACAUAGCCCAGUGUGACAUGCGCAGAUUGCUUGAGUAUGGGAAGGUAGACGUUUGGGUGUUUUACAAAAUCUCUUUUGGGUUGUUCCUGUUCUUUUCGGGAAUCCCAGAGAUGUCUGUUCCUGGAGUAUUUCAAACUGAGGAUUAAUCUGUGGUCUCCACGCCAGUCCUUAUCUACCCCUCAGCCUGCUCUCGUCCAGAUACGCUUGGCGGUGAAUAUCAGGUGACAUCGUGUGAGGUCCGAGCUGGAAGUGACUGACCUCUUUGGCUUCCCCGGUGGCUCGUCCUCCUCAGGGGCUGUGGGAGGGGCUGGAGGUCCGUGAAGUCAGGCUGGGUGCUGGCUGGCGUGCGGCCUGUCACCGCUCCUUCCCUGGCCCGCGUCCACAGCGCUGUGAUCCCAAGGGAAGUAGUCUUGGGGCCUGAGUCACAGGGCCCCAGCAAUCGAGGAGCAAGCUCCCGCCAGGACCUUUGUCUCUUGGAGAAGCAGUUAGGCUGGGGUUUUUGGCCAGACCUUUCCUUUCCCGGGCACCACCACCCCUACCGAACCUCUGUUUCUCAGUGGGGUCAGCAUGGAUGGUGCUCAAGGGCCAGGAACGGACGAGGAUGGGAUGGGUACUGCAGGCUCCUGGGCAGAGGGCCCUUUCUUGCAGAGAAGGGUCUGCGCACCUAAGACUUCAAACCGCCAGGAGAACAGCCUGUUGAAUUUAUGCAGACUCUGUUCAGAUUAUCCUCAGUUUAAGAUACUUCAUGAUACUUUAUUUUGUGUAGCGUGGGGUCAUUUGUCGUCGUGGUUGUAAGAGAAAAUGAUCAUUUUAUUCUCUGUAUAACACUUAGCUCUAGAGCAAAAAUGAAAGAAGCAAAUGCAGAAAGGGUGUCUCGUCAUCCUCUAGACUCAGCAGCAACUCCGUUCUCCGAUGGUGAGCGCACCACGUGUGCUGCUGCUGUGGUCAUGAAAUACAAUGACAGUGGAAGUCACAAAAAUGUCCUCUGCCCAGCCCCCCCGCUGCCCUUUAACCCCUGCCAACCGUGUGCAUAUUACUGUCUCGUGAUGUCCUUGCAGACGUGGUGAGUGCUAGUUCCACGCGGCCGCCCGCUUUCCUUUCAGAGCGCGCUCCUCGCCCUCCCCGUUGGAUGCUUUGUGGUGUUUUCUCAAGGCUUUGAAAUCUCCCCUGCUCACUCGCAUUAGUUUUCAGGCCUCUUCUGUCUCCCUUCUCCCCCUUAAGAUACCUUGUUUCCUUAGGACAGAACUGUAGGUGCUCGCACUGGUUCGUCUCCUGCUGUCCCUGCUUGUUCUGUCCCCUCCCCUUGACCAGACAGGGCCCACAGUUCGGGGCCUUGUUUGUCAAACAUGUUGGGUUCCUUUCUCUGUUAUUUAUAUAAAAAUAAUUUAUCAAAAGAAUAUUUUAAAAAAGCUAGUCUGUCUUGAAACUUGUUUACCUUGAAAUUAUCAGAAUCUCAGUGUUGGAAAGUAUUGAAGCACAAACAUGUAUCAUCUCUGUACCGUUCUGUACUAAAGCACUCGAGUCUAAUAAAUAAAUCGAUCCGCACCCAUUCACGGUGUCCGGGGUGUCUCCUGGCUUGGUUUCACUUUGGGGAGUCGAAGGAGAAAGGCUUCUGCCGUGGUCCGUUGCAGAUGAGACCGCCACCCCGGCUGUGGCCCGAAGUCUUCUGGAUCCCCGGUCAGCAUCACUCGUAGUAAGAUCUGUAACAGCUGGGGCGCCUGGUGGCUCAGUCGGUUAAGCAUCUGACCUCAGCUCAGGUCAGGAUCUUACAGUUCACGAAUUUGAGGCCCGCGUCGAGUUCUCUGCUGUCAGCACAGAGCCCACUUUGGAUCCUCUGUCCCCCUCUCUGCCCCUCUCCCACUUGUGCUGGCUCUCUCAAAAAUAAACAUUUAAAAAAA